CGGGGUAUCGCGUCCGUCGUCUCGGCUCCUCGAUAUCUCGCUAUCUGACGGUUUCCUCGCCGCAUCCAGCCGAGAUUGUUGACAUGGACGGUGAUAAUUAGCGGCAAGAAGCGUGUCAGCAGGCUGUGCUGGUAAAGACGGCUCAUUCUUAACAGAUGUUAUCAUCGCUGCAGCCAGGAGAUGAUCUCUGAGCUUUCGCUGGUAAACAGAAGGCCUUUCACUUUGCAGAGCUGCCAGAUAACGGCUUGAAAUACUGGUUAUUAUUGUGAUAAGAUGGCGUGAACAAUACUGCCGCUGUACUAUUGGUGUUUCAGCUGUCAGUCGGAGGCGAGCUGUUUCUAUGGCUACAGUCUAUGUGUCAAGGCAAAGCUAGCUUUAGCUACAUCUGAAUCUACAGUUUUCUUCAAUCUACCCUGUUAAACCAGCAGACGCCCCUGUAAAGACAGUUAGUAGCCAUGGCAGACCAAGACAUUUGUCCUCACCUGGACUCUAUUGGAGAGGUGACCAAGGAGGACCUCCUUCAGAAAUCCAAGGGAACUUGCCAGUCUUGUGGAGCUGGAGGGCCAAACCUCUGGGCGUGUCUGCAGAGUGACUGUCCAUAUGUUGGAUGUGGCGAGUCAUACUCUGAUCACAGCACCCUGCACGCACAGGCUAAGAAGCACAACCUGACCGUGAAUCUGACCACCUUCAGGAUCUGGUGUUAUGUGUGUGAGCGGGAGGUGUUUUUGGAGCACAGGCCGGCGCUGGUGCCCAUCCCUGCUGCUCCUCAUCACUGUAAAGCUACAGAUCAGGAAGCAGCUCCUCAGCCAGUAGGUCACCCGCUGAAAGCAGUGCCCAUUGCCGUUGCAGAAGAAGAAGGUUCAGAGUCAGAGGAGGAUGAGCUUAAACCCAGAGGUCUGACAGGAAUGAAAAAUAUUGGAAACUCCUGCUACAUGAAUGCAGCUCUUCAAGCUCUGUCCAACUGUCCUCCUCUUACUCACUUCUUCCUGGACUGCAGUGGAUUGGUCCGCACCGAUAAGAAGCCAGCUCUCUGUAAGAGCUACCAGAAACUCAUCUCAGAACUCUGGCAUAAAAAACGGCCCAGCUAUGUGGUCCCUACCAGUCUGUCUCAUGGCAUCAAACUUGUAAACCCCAUGUUUCGAGGUUAUGCUCAGCAGGACACUCAGGAGUUCCUGCGCUGUCUGAUGGAUCAACUGCACGAGGAGCUGAAGGAGCCUCUGACCGAGUGCAACAUGAGCACGGAGGGAAGCGACGGCGAGGAGAUUCGUGACGGAGACCCCUCCCCGUCUGAGGAUGAAUUCCUCUCCUGCGACUCUGGCUCAAGCAGCGACCGCGGCGAGGGAGGGGGAGCUGCUGAUGGCGAGCUGCUCCUGCAGGACGAGUGCGAUGGGGUAAGGACGUCAGCGGGAGGGAUUGUGGGCGUCGGUAACGGCGGGGUGAUCUCGGAGAAGGAGAGGCUGAAGGAAAGGAGGGUGUCCGGGUCUCCUCUUCGUGGUGGCUCUCAGGAGAUGGAUGAGGAUGCGGAUGUGGAUACAGCAGCUGAGGAAGGGGCUUCCGAAAGAGGGGAGGAGGAGGAAGGGACGCCAACGGCAAACAGCGAGGUCCAAAGCCAAGAGAACAACCAGAUAUCUGAGGCGACACAACCCCAGACACAGAGCAACAACAGCCCAGAACCAGACAAUGAAGCAUCAAUGACCCAGCCCCAGCCCCAGCCUCAGCCUCAGCCUCAGCCUCAGUCCAUGCCCUGCAGCCCUGUACGAACCCUCCAGGAGCUGCAUCCUAAACUAUCCUCCAGUCCACCACGGUCUAGUCCACUCCGCUCUGCAGGACCUGCGUACUCCUUCAAAAAAGCUCAGCUGCUGCUCAGCGCUCGAAAGAAGAAGCAGUCUCACUAUCGCAGCGUGAUCUCGGACAUCUUCGACGGCUCCAUCCUCAGUCUGGUUCAGUGUUUAACCUGUGACAGGGUCUCUACAACAGUGGAAACCUUCCAGGACUUGUCCCUCCCCAUUCCCGGUAAAGAGGACUUGGCCAAGCUCCACUCGUCCAUCCACCAGAACCUUCCUGUAAAGACGGGUGUUUGUCCUGACACUUACAGCUCGCAGGGCUGGAUCUCAUUCAUCAUGGACUCCAUACGGCGGUUCGUAGUUUCAUGUAUCCCCAGUUGGUUUUGGGGGCCCAUGGUGACGCUAGAAGACUGCCUUGCUGCUUUUUUCGCUGCGGAUGAACUCAAAGGGGACAACAUGUACAGCUGUGAGAGAUGUAAAAAGUUGAGAAACGGUGUAAAAUACUGCAAAGUGCUUAGACUUCCUGAGAUUCUUUGUAUUCAUCUGAAACGGUUCCGCCAUGAGGUGAUGUAUUCGUUCAAGAUCAGCAGUCAUGUUUCCUUCCCACUGGAGGGCCUCGACAUGCGGCCGUUCCUGGCAAAGGAGAGUCCGUCCCAAGUCACCACUUACGACCUGCUGUCAGUCAUCUGUCACCAUGGCACUGCAGGAAGUGGACACUACAUAGCAUACUGUCAGAAUGUGAUCAACGGCCAGUGGUACGAGUUUGAUGACCAGUAUGUGACAGAAGUCCACGAGACAGUGGUGCAGAACGCAGAGGCCUAUGUUCUGUUUUAUAGAAAAAGUAGCGAGGAGUCGGUGAGGGAGAGGCAGAAGGUGGUGGCUCUGGCCAACAUGAAGGAGCCCAGCCUGCUGCAGUUUUACAUCUCCAGAGAAUGGCUGAACAAGUUCAACACCUUCGCAGAGCCGGGCCCCAUCAGCAAUCAUACGUUUCUUUGUCAGCACGGGGGAAUCCCUCCUAAUAAGUACCACUACAUCGACGACUUGGUUGUAAUAGUCCCGCAGAAUGUGUGGGAGUACCUUUACAACAGCUUUGGCGGCGGCCCAGCAGUGAACCACCUGUAUAUGUGUGCCAUCUGCCAGGUGGAGAUCGAAGCUCUGGCUAAACGCAGAAAAACAGAAAUAGACACUUUCAUCAAGCUGAACAAGGAGUUUCAGGCCGAGGAGGCUCCAACUGUGAUCCUGUGCAUCAGCAUGCAGUGGUUCAGGGAGUGGGAGAGCUUCGUGAAGGGGAAAGACAACGAGCCGCCUGGUCCCAUUGACAACAGUAAAAUUGGAGUCAUGAAAGGCGGACACAUCCAACUCAAGCAAGGUGCUGAUUACGGUCAGAUCUCAGAGGAGACAUGGCAGUACUUGUUGGGUAUUUAUGGCGGAGGCCCUGAGAUCGCAGUGAGGCAGACCGUGGCCCCGGCUGACCCCGACAGCCUCCAUGGAGAAAGGAAAAUCGAGGCGGAGACGAGAGCACUUUGAGAUAAAAAGAGGUCUUCUGAUUCCACCCGUUCCACUUCUGCCCUCACAGGAAGCUGAGGAAUUUGCACCUUGGUGAAAAAGCCUUGCCGUGAGCACUUUGUAAAUGUAGCAGCGAAUUAUCCUGGAGGAGGGGUAUUUAAAUAUCACAUAGUUUGUUUAUUUAUUGGAUAACUGAUCUCGAUGUUAAGGUGUGAAAAAUAAGGCGUCAUGUCACAUCUCUGGAGCUGUUUUCUGUAGUUUCAGUGGCUGCUGUAGUGACUAGGUGUCAAAUACUGCUAAAACCGGCUGUGGAGGACACAGAGCCAACGUCGGAAGAUCAACAGAAAGAUUUGAGGACUGUGCUUUACAACCAAGAGACAUUCGGCUUUGUGUUGUUUGCCUGUUUGCUAGCUACAUAGAAACAACUUAAGACAUAACGUGAGAACUGCUUAGAUCUAACUCUUGCACCUCCGACCUUAAAUACACAGUAUAUCAGAGCCCUCAGGAAUGGAAGUCUUGAAAACCAGUGAAAUAACAUCUGACUGAGAGAAAAUACCAUUAAACAUGCAUGUGUUCCAGUAGACCAUUUUCAGGGGCAUUUGUACUCUAAAAACUUCAAAAUGCAUGAAACUACAAACCUUUUUAGACCCUUUGAGGCAUUUCAGAAAGAGGGAAGACGCAGAGCAGAUGUUUUAUGCUCAACCAGAACUAACACCUGGUCAGAAAGUAUUCAGACCCCCUUCACUUUCUGUUUUGCUAUGUUGCAGCCUGAUGCUACAGUAAAAAAAAAUCAUUUUUAUUCUCUUUAAUCUACACUCCAUACCGCAUCAUGAAUUUUAGAAAUUUUGCAAAUUUAUUAAAAAUAAAAAUCUGAAUAUCACAUUUUACAACACUGUAAAUGUAUCUCAGGUUCCUCUAAUUUCUCUGAUCUUUGCUGAAAUGUUUCUGCACCUUGAUUGAAGUUCACCUGUGCUAAAUUAAACUGAUUGAACCUGAGCUAAAUAUCAAGUCUUUUGCAAAUGGUGCAAAAAGAUUAAAAUUUUAAUCAUGCUAAAUGUCAGAAUUAAUCAUGAUUAAUUGCACCCUUUCUAUUGCAUUUUAAAAUUCCACUGUUAUGAAUUUUAAACUGUUUUUGUGUCAUUUUGUAUUUUUCUGCUGUCUUGCACUAAAGGUAAUUGACUUCCUGUUUGGGUAGAGACCUACUUUUAGAGGUAGAUCGAAGAUACAAACCAAAGCCCAGUCUCAGUUUCCACACUCACACUCACUGACUUUGAGGCUUUCCUGCCAAGGGUGGCCACACACUAGACGAUUUUAAAACCGUGGGAGACCACAGACUUCGGGACAGUUUCAAACAAUUUUUCAUCUUUAAUCCUCAGCCAGACCGUCAGACCACUGGAGACCACACACCUACCGACAUGCUGACGGCCUUGAUAAUCAUGUGACUUCAGAAAAAAACAAAGGCCUAAGUCUGUGAGCACUUAGGGCUGUCCCACUGUCAAAUCGUAAUGUGUGUGAGGGAUCUCUUGAGCCCUGCAUGCAACCUUUCUGUGAGUGGGCAUUUCUGCAGACUUAGCAUGAGGGAAUUACCCAUAGUUUAUAGCAUCGUGACACAUAACAGGCAUUCCCUUGGGUUACGCGCUAGCUAACCCUAUAAAAGUGAAGCAAAAAGAGCAAAAUGGUAAACAAAAAAACAUGGAAGGUGACGACGCUGCUAAAAAAAAAGCCCUUUACUUUAACUUUGAGCCCUUGCAGCCUUGUGCACUCAUCACUCUCCAGGUGCAGUCAGUUAAGUCUAUCAGGGCUCACGGUUUAGGGAGGAGAUUGAUUGAGCCUUUGACUUAACCACAGAAAAAAGAAGUUGCUACUGAUUGAAAAUGAAUUAAGACGGUGGUUACCAAACUUUUUCUACCAGGCCCCCCUUUUUUAGAAUUUACAGCAACAUAAAACCUAAAAAUUCAGAGUUUUCAAAAUCUGACUCUGAAGAUAAACAAUUCCCUGAAAAUAAAAACUUAAUGAACAUCUUUCAGAUUUAAACACAACCAGUUCUGCAGUAACUUCAGUGACAACUGUGAGCCUUUUUGGUGCUACAGUUAUUUUUGCAUAUCGGGUGCAGAUGUGAGACUGGGUCUCUCAGAUAAUUUUUUUUAAUGUCCAGCUAUGAUUUGAUUUUGUAUCGUGGAGGAAACAUCCUUUUGCUACAUCCUCAAACAGGAGGGAUGUUGCAAAAGGAAAAAGUGUGGCAAAGGCUCUCAUGCUUAGCCACUACCACUUCUUUUCCACUCCAAUCCAAAAUGCUGAUGAUGUCUUGGACUUGAACUGCAAUAAUGUCGCUGAAUCCGAGGAGACUUCAGUAGACUGGUCCUCUUCUCCAGGGCUGAAGUUAUCAGCUGGUGCUGCGUAGACUGGCCUUACUGCACCCCCCUGGGCCAAAUGGUGCAGGUGACUUUGGACUUGUCUACUGAGCUGUCUGAGUUUCAUGGACUUAUUUUACAUCACUGCAGGGAGAUUCUGACAUGGUCUUAGCCAAAGUGUGAAAAAGGGACAAUAAAGCAUGCAAUUAAAAACAUUAGUCCACUAAUUGUGGGCCUUAAUUAAUCACAAUUAACUUGAUUAAUCUUGAUCGUCCUAGCCUGAAUACUUAUAUCAGUUAUUUUUCAGUUUCUAUUUUUAACAAAUUUGCAAAAAUAUCUUAAUUGUUUUCACUUUGUCAUGAUGGGGCACUGAGCGUAGAUUAAUAUAUUUACAGUACUGUGCAGAAGUUUUAGGCAUGUAGAGCGCUAACGGUUCCUCACAGAUCCUGAUGUCCCACAACCCUGGGCUGAAGAGAGGAGGGAGGGCCAGAGUCAGAGUCGACACAUUUGACAUGUACGUGUGCUGCUCAGCAGUCAAGGUCAAGCUUAACAGCAUUUCUUUUGUCCAGGCCUUUGCACCCCUGGUAAUAGGCCCAGCAACCACCAACAGUUUUCAAGUGCUUAGAACAUACACACGACAACCAGGGGGUUGUUGCAACCCUCCUACCCGCCCGAACAGUACCCUAGACUAUGUUUAAGCACCACAUCUACCCAUAACUCCACCUUAAAGCUGUGGUUUUUGUUUUGUUUUCAUCAGAUUAUUUUCCCAUGCCCUUGGUAAUGUACAAAGACAUUCAGAGCAUGACCUGGGUUGUGUCAAUCCUCCUUCCCGCUCGAUGUGGACCUUAAGCUGGUGUACUCGCCAUUACACACCUUACUUCAGCCUCAAAUUUCGGCCCAAACUUGCCUAAAACUUCUGCUCAGUACUGUAUAUUUUAUUAUUGUAGCAUCAGGCUGCAACAUUACAAAACUGAAAGCAGUGAAGGGGGUCUGAAUACUUUCUGAAUGUACUGUAGAGUGGUUUGUUCAAGGAGAAAGGCUGGGGUGGUUUCUAUAGUGUAUUCUGUAGAAAUCUUAAAUCAAGGGAUAGGCUUUACCUAUGACUUCAAAAAUCUACUCAGUUCAUCCUUGAGUUGGAGUUGGCAAAUCUGUAAAGUUUGACAAAAAUCUCUCAAAGUCUUCUUGAGAUAUAUUCAUGAGAUAAUGGUAGAAAUGACUGACGUAUGACCUACAAAUUCUAGUCUGUUAAACAAUGAAUCAGAGUGUUUUUUGCUCAAAACUUGAUGAAAGUCCUUCAAAGCUCUCUUGAGAUAUUAAUGCACAAGCAAGGGAUAAAGAUAAACCCCAGUGACCUUGACCUUUGACCCCAAAAUCUAUUCAGGUGUUCAUGAGUCACAGUGCUGUGUUUGAAAGAAAUCCAUCAAAGUAGAUAGAUAUCACACUCAUCAUUAAAGGAUGAACAUGAGGCUAAAUAAUGACUUUGACCUCCAAAAUCCAAUCAGUCCAUUCUUGACUUCUGGUGCUUUCACACUCUUAGCCUGGUCCUGGAUCUGAGUACACUUGAGCCCAAAGUCCUGUUUGUUUAGGUCAGUGUGAACACAAAUGAGCUUUGCCGGGGCACCAGGCCCGGUCAAAGGUUCAAGUGGACUCUGGCACAGUUCGAAUGUGAUGCAAAUACAACCCCACUCUGAUCCGGGAAAGACGGUUGCGACAUUUUUGUAAAGGCAAAACAUCUUUCCUAACGCUGCAGUUUGUUCAGUUUUCUCUAUAAACAUCAAGUCGACAAAUAGUCUGUUUUGACCGUAAGUUGGGGUCAGCCAGUAGAGUUGCAAAGGUAAAAGGUGUAUCCAAAGCUUGAUGAAAAUCCCUCAAAGGUGCUGAACCCACAAGAACGGCCCGAGCAGACAGAAAACCUGAAAACUCAAUGCCUCCAUCCUCAGCCAUCCCCAGCAUGGAGCUUUAAUAAUGAGAGAGCUGCUCAUGUCUACAAUUACCCUGAAAAAGCAAAUAGACUUCCAGCAGUAGUCCUGUCAUUCUAGAGCACUUCUCAAACAUAUUUGAGCGUUUGAGUCAGUUCAGUAGGAAAUUACACAAGGUAUCCUGUGCAAUAACUAUAAAUAAGCUGGAGGGUGAUGAUGAUGAUCUCUAAUGUAUUUUCUUGUGAAUAGCUCACAAAGUAAAUCUGAAAUUCUUCUGAAAGUGUAGAUUAAGUCACAGUUCCUCAAAGUUAUGCUCUCAGUUAAAAUGCAGUACCCAUUCUGACAGGAAGAGGGCGAUGUUAAAGACAUUUGUACCAUGUGACAGAUUACCAAGAUAAAAUGAAUUAUAACCAGCACAACAUGCUCAUACUAGGACCGGCUCCAACAGGGACAUUAUUUGUGACUCGAGGAACAUUUCCUCUUCUGUUACUGUGCUUCUUUUCAUUCUAGUUGGCACUAAAUGAAGCUGUGCCCUGUGGUAAUGUGGCACUGUGUCUUUCAAUUUUUCAUUUUAAUUAUUUUGUACAAUUUAACAUGUUUUUUAAAAUAUAUACAUCAUGGCGUAUUUAUUAAAAUGGCAUUCUGAUGCAAGGUUAAGCCCUAAACUCUAAUGGCAUCAAACGGAAACUCACAUCUGCUGAGUUCUUGUGAAGAGGAAACCUGAUUCAGAUCUUGUCUUGCUCAUGAUCUCUCAAAGAUUAGUGUACAUUUAGCAAGAAUGUAUUAAGCAGUCAGUUUCAGAAAGCUCUAACGGCUGCCAGCAGCUCCAUAUGAGGCUGCUAACUGCCACAUUAUUUUAACAUUUCCUUUGUAAUGGAAAGCUGUAUUUUUGAAAGCUCCCUUGCUCUGCUGAACAGAAUAAAGGGGGUUAAAGCAGUAUAACCUCGUCCAAUAAAAUCCUACAUUCUUGAUGUGUUAUCACUUGCUGCAAUGGCCUUUACAGAGCUUAAAAAAAAAAGUAC
Molecule: messenger RNA, 8582 nt
Organism: Cheilinus undulatus (humphead wrasse)
Lineage: Eukaryota; Metazoa; Chordata; Actinopteri; Labriformes; Labridae
Gene: usp20
Product: ubiquitin specific peptidase 20
Exons: 24
Coding region: 456-3311 (951 amino acids)
Biological process (GO): protein deubiquitination
Molecular function (GO): cysteine-type deubiquitinase activity; zinc ion binding
Source: RefSeq, a predicted model, not a curated record